Molecule: messenger RNA, 2538 nt
Organism: Paramecium tetraurelia
Lineage: Eukaryota; Ciliophora; Oligohymenophorea; Peniculida; Parameciidae
Exons: 3
Biological process (GO): cilium movement; cilium assembly
Cellular component (GO): motile cilium; extracellular exosome
Molecular function (GO): protein binding
Source: RefSeq, a predicted model, not a curated record
AUGGAACUUGAAGAAUAAAAGAGACUUAAGGCUGAAUGGGAUGCUCUAACAGAGGAAGAAUAAUUUUAUAGGACUUAGGAGGAUCAAUUCAAAAGUCCAAGUAUUAAGUUUGAUCAGAAUUCGUUCUCUUAAGAGUUAACUGGUUAAAGGUUGGUGAUAUAACAAGAGAGAGUGAGAGUUGACAAGGGAGAAUGGAUAUUUUUAUAUAAAUCACCGAUUCCAGGAGAUGAAGAAGUAGCAAAACUCAAAAAAACUAAACCUAAGACUCUAAAUGUGAAUGAUUUAAAUAUCAUUGUCUUUAAGGCUUGGAUAGAUUAUCUACCAUUUUAAACUCCAGGAUAAAUUGAAACUAUCCAAAGAAUCAAAUUUACUUAGUAUAUGGACGAGCAAUCUCCUCCUGAAACACCUAGACCUAAUGUGGAAACAAUGUAUUUGUACUUAAAAAUCAAUUUGUCUCAACCGAUAACCCCUAUUAGGUAUGAACCCUAACCAACCUUUUAAGAUUUGAUAUCUCUAGCUCCUGAACCUCAACCAAUCCCACUAAGUUAGUAGUGCAUUGAAGAGUUGAGGAGUGAUCUGUAGGUCAUUAUAGAAUCGUUGGCGAUGGAAUAUUCGAAUAUGUUUUCGAAAGAUCUAAACAAAUAUCAAAAUGAAAAACAAAGUAAUAUGUUAAUGACUCAUAAGAAAUAAUCUCUUUAAUAAAGGAAGGAACACUUUCUCUAUGAUUUCAACAUAUCAGGAAAAUACAAGAUUUUAAAGGAAAGAAUAAAAAAGAGUAUAGUGAAAUUAUGCAGGGAUAAGUUUAGUAAAUCAGGUUCAGUAACAGGUAUUUCAACAACAUAAUCGGAUUAAUUUUACUCAGAAUUGUAUGUGUUUCUAAUGGAGGAAAUGAGAUAGGUGUUAAUUAAUAUGGUAAGAGAAAAUAAGGAAGCAUUGUAAGAGGAUUUCUCUCAUUUACUAUCUAAGAAGAAAACUAUUUAAGAUGUUGGAUUUUAAGAGAUCAUUGUUGAAAAAACAAAUGAAACUAGAAAACAACAACUAGAGAGAUUAUGUUAAGAAUACGAAAUUUUAAAUAGAACUGAGGAGGUAGAAAAACAUCUUAGAGAUUUAAAUUUGAUUAAUCCAAAAGAUCAAGAUGCUUUGAUGAAGUUUGCAUUCUUCUGUCUCAGAUGCGCAAAAAUAGAUUAAGCAGUAACACUAGUAGAAUAGGCUUUAUCUUUUGAUGGGCAUAAUCAAUAAAAUUAAUUAUUACUCGCUGGUUUGUAUUAAAAACGAGAAAAGAUUUCAGAAGCUAAAUUUAUUUUGGAAUUAUUAUUAGAUUAAGAUCCAAACAAUUUAAUUUAUCAUCUCUUCUACAAUCUGAUUAUUUAAUCACAAGACUAAGAAUUAGCAGAUUUCAUGAUGUAAAAAGCUGAAAGAAUAUGGCUGAGACAGCUGAAUCUAAUCAAGCAGGAAGGAAUGCAUCAUGAAGAUCCUUAACUAUUUGAUAUUCCUUGGAUCAAGAUUCCUAUUCCAGUUCCAGAUAAGCCAGAAAAAGACAAGGCCAUCUUAGAAUAAAGAGAAUAACAAAGGAUUGCUUGGGAGAAUGCUCAUAAUUAACCAUAAUUGACAGAAUAAUAAUAUGAUCAGAUGAUUUUACAAUUAGUAGAAUUCUUCGAGAAUGCUUGUCUCUUUGAAUUAGCUGAAUAAUCAUUGAGUCUAUUGAAUGACCAAUCUCAUAAUAAGAUUACUAUGUUAAGAGCUAAAAUAUACUUGUAUAAGUCUGAAUAUGCUUAGUGCUUGGAUCUGAUUGAAAAUAUGUUAGAGUUUAAUCCUGAAAACUUAGAAAUACGUAUUGAAUACAUAAAAGUAUUGUUUAAGAGUCAAGCCUUUGAAAAAUGUGAGAAGCAGAUAAAAUUUGUAUUACCGAAUCCCUAAUUGAGAGAAGAUCAGAUCACUUAUUUUAGUAUGUAUUUGAUGUUAGGUUCGAUUUAUAUCAAUGAAAAGUAAUUUGGAAAUGCUAGAGCCGUAUUCACAAAGGCUUGUCAAAUUAAGGACAAUUCGUCAUUGUCUUGGAUGGGAUUGGGUAUUUCCUCUCACGAAUGUGAAAAGUAUAAGGAGGCAGAAGAUGCCUUGAGAAUGGCUAAUCUAUAUGAGCCUACAAAUGAUACAGUUUGGGGAUACAUAGCUUUGAAUUGUUUAAAGGAUGGUAAGAGGUUCAGAGAUGCUAAUUCAGCCUUGAAAGAGAUGAAUAAAACCGAUGCUGGAUAAGUCAAUUUGAUGGUUCGUUUAAGCAAAGAAUUUUACAAUAUUGAGGAGUAUUUAACUGCCAAGGAAUUAUUGCAAAAGGCUAUAAAUUGGGCCAAGAUUCAAGACAUGCUUACAGAGGAAAUCAAUCAAUUUGAGAUUCAAUUAGCAGAGACGAAUGAGAAACUCGGAUUACUUUAGCAAGCUCUAGAUAUAUAUUAAGAGAUAUUAAAUGGGGAAUGUGGAUCUUUGGAGGAACACUUAAAAGAGCAAAUAAAUAGACUGCAUUUCCAGACCAAUAUAAAAUAUUGA